AUGAGUAAUGCAGGUACAGAACCACUGAUGAGUAAUGCAGGUACAGAACCACUGAUGAGUAAUGCAGGUACAGAACCACUGAUGAGUAAUGCAGGUACAGAACCACUGAUGAGUAAUGCAGGUACAGAACCAUUGAUGAGUAAUGCAGGUACAGAACCACUGAUGAAUAAUGCAGGUACAGAACCACUGAAGAAUAAUGCAGGUACAGAACCACUGAAGAAUAAUGCAGGUACAGAACCACUGAUGAAUAAUGCAGGUACAGAACCACUGAUGAAUAAUGCAGGUACAGAACCACUGAUGAAUAAUGCAGGUACAGAACCACUGAUGAGUAAUGCAGGUACAGAACCACUGAUAAAUAAUACAGGUACAGAACCACUGAUGAGUAAUGUAGGUACAGAACCAUUGAUGAGUAAUGCAGGUACAGAACCACUGAUGAAUAAUACAGGAACAGAACCAUUGAUGAAUAAUGCAGGUACAGAACCACUGAUGAGUAAUGCAGGUACAGAACCACUGAUGAAUAAUGCAGGUACAGAACCACUGAUGAAUAAUGCAGGUACAGAACCACUGAUGAAUAAUACAGGUACAGAACCACUGAUGAAUAAUACAGGUACAGAACCAUAG
Procambarus clarkii (red swamp crayfish) is the source of this 621-nucleotide messenger RNA. The record is from RefSeq and is a predicted model, not a curated record. Lineage: Eukaryota; Metazoa; Arthropoda; Malacostraca; Decapoda; Cambaridae.